This is a messenger RNA of Amorphotheca resinae ATCC 22711, 2772 nucleotides long. RefSeq lists its product as hypothetical. The record is from RefSeq and is a predicted model, not a curated record. Gene Ontology annotation, biological process: protein phosphorylation. NCBI's taxonomy places the organism in Eukaryota, Fungi, Ascomycota, Leotiomycetes, Helotiales, Amorphothecaceae. Gene Ontology annotation, molecular function: protein serine/threonine kinase activity; ATP binding. The coding region runs from base 1 to 2772 and encodes 923 amino acids. The transcript has 2 exons.
AUGGCUUUUGCUAAUAGCAUACUUCAUAACAGAGGAGAGAGAGAGGAGGACGGGAAUGACCAUAUCGGUUCCGAAGGGCCCUCCGGCUUCAGCACGCCCCAGCCCGAUCUCUCCGACAAGCGGUUGCCAGGAAUAAUGCACAACAGCUAUUUUGGACAGGUUGGUUCUGGUUCUUCUACACGCCCAAAUUCCGGUGCGAGUUCUGCUCCCCUGCAAACCCCUGCUGUUGGAACCGAGGCUGAAAAUCCUGCUCCUUUCCAUCGUCGGGACGACAUGGUUGAAGAUGAUGGUCUGUUGCCAGUCGCACCAGACUCCCAGAUUCAGACUGCUGCCAGCACACAAAAUCAUGAGGAUGAAGAGGCUUCGCCACUCCUGCCACAUGAGCGGAUGGAGCUUCCUCAAGCGCCUACACAACACCACCCUGGCUUGCACCCUUAUCCGACCCCACCUGUUUCUCAAACACCUUCUUUGUACAGAUUGAAGUUGAGCGAUGCGAGCUCCGAGGAUAGUGAGCAGAGCACAGGGAAGGCGUCUUCCUCCUCCUCUUCUGCUUCUUCUGCCCCUUCUGCGUCUUCUGCACACAGGAAGAGCGUAUCGGGAGCAGUUCCGCCAACUGCUCGGAGAUCGUCUUAUGUGCGCAGACCUUCACUGAAUCCUCUGUCGAGCAUCGUAACCGCUUCCAAUGUUCACGCUGCCCAUUUCUCGAACCCCAGCGAUCGUCACCCUGCACCUGCCUCAACACCAAGCACUCCUGUACUGUCCCGCUUAAGCACUGAUUUUCUGCAUGAUUCACCAUCGUAUGAACUGCUCAAGAGGCUAACAGAUGAUGCUUCGUGUGAAAAGAGUAAUCCUCCAACCCCAACUCGCGCCCUGUCAACUCACACAGCUAAAUCCGAUGCGAGUGGCGCGUCGGACUCGCCUCACGAGAAGAACGAUAAGGCUGCCGGCGAGAUCACCCCUGCGCCGACACCACCGGCCGCGGCGGCUGUAGCUCCUGGGAAAGCUCCAAAGGGAAAGCUCACGGUCAAGAUUUCAGAGGCACGUGGCUUGCGGAAGAGCAGAGACCCCUAUGUUGUAGCAGUCUUUCAGCGUAACGAGCUCGUCUCAAGUGGCCCACGAGACGAGGACGAGGAUGACAAUGAGGGCUCGACAUCGAGCCCAGCAACAUCAGGUGGCAUUCCCAUCAUGCGCUCUACCAGCGACUCGGGCCGGCCAAUGGCGAUUCCAAUGAAGGGCCGGCAGAGCAGCAACCAGAGCGACUCCAAGAGUAGAGGUCGGCCGCCAACAACCCACCCGAAAUGGGAUACCGAGGCUGUCUUUGAUGUGGUUGGCUCAGAUUCCCGUGUCAACAUUACAAUCUAUGACAGAUCAGGUGCCACCGAGGAGUUCCUAGGUCAUGUUGAUCUUGAGGCUAGGUUGAUAGAGAACGAUGAAUCACCCGUGAAGGGCUGGUUUCCCCUUCGCGGGAGGAACGACAUUGGCAUUGCCCAUCCCGGAGAAGUCCAUGUUGAGAUGACUUACCAACGAACCGACAAGAGACACUGCGGUCCCGAAGAUUUCACUGUUUUGAAGCUCAUUGGAAAAGGCACAUUUGGACAAGUAUACCAGGUUCGGAAGAAGGAUACGAAGCGAAUCUACGCGAUGAAGGUGCUUCAAAAGAAGGUGAUUGUCCAGAAGAAAGAAGUAGCGCAUACCGUCGGAGAGCGGAAUAUCUUAGUCAGAACCGCCAUGGCAGACUCUCCUUUCAUCGUCGGACUCAAGUUUUCCUUCCAGACCCCAACUGAUCUGUAUCUCGUCACUGAUUAUAUGUCUGGUGGCGAGUUGUUCUGGCAUCUGCAGAAAGAGGGACGCUUCGAUGAGAAGCGCGCAAAAUUCUACAUUGCGGAAUUGAUCUUGGCUCUCCAGCACCUUCACAUGCACGACAUCGUGUAUCGUGACCUGAAGCCAGAGAAUAUCCUACUGGACGCAAAUGGCCAUAUCGCCCUUUGCGAUUUCGGUUUGUCGAAGGCUAAUCUGACCAAGAAUGACACAACCAACACGUUCUGUGGUACGACCGAGUAUCUGGCACCCGAAGUCCUACUGGAUGAAGCCGGAUACACGAAGAUGGUUGAUUUCUGGUCUCUGGGUGUUCUUGUGUUCGAGAUGUGCUGCGGUUGGAGUCCGUUCUACGCCGAAGACACUCAACAAAUGUACAAGAACAUUGCCUUCGGGAAGGUUAGGUUCCCUAGGGAUACUCUUACUACCGAAGGGCGAAACUUUGUCAAGGGUCUUCUCAACCGGAAUCCAAAGCACAGACUGGGUGCUCAAGAUGAUGCAGAGGAACUGAAGCGACAUCCAUUCUUUGCUGAUAUCGACUGGGAAGCUCUCUCCAAGAAGCUGAUCACCCCUCCCUUCAAGCCGAAGUUGUUAUCCGAGACGGAUACACAGAACUUCGACCCCGAGUUCACGAACGCGCUCAACGGCCCCUCUUCUCUCAAUGCUCGUGCUGCGGCCUUGGCAGCCGGUAUGGCCACGUCAACCCCCCUGUCCCCCGGCAUGCAAGCCAACUUCAAAGGCUUCACGUUCGUUGAUGAGAGUUCGAUUGAUGACCACAUGCAACCCCGUUUUGAGAACGGCUAUGAUGAUAUGGACGAGGACGAGAAGCGGGACCAGGACUGGGAUGAUUCCUAUGAUGCGUCACAAAAGCAGCGCUCGGAUCGGAUGAGUGGCAUUGUAAAGACCAACACGAACGAAGAUGGCACCAUAUUCAACGCUUCCCAAUUCGAGAUGUGA